Molecule: messenger RNA, 3264 nt
Organism: Etheostoma spectabile (orangethroat darter)
Lineage: Eukaryota; Metazoa; Chordata; Actinopteri; Perciformes; Percidae
Gene: rin1b
Product: Ras and Rab interactor 1b
Exons: 12
Coding region: 202-2574 (790 amino acids)
Biological process (GO): vesicle-mediated transport
Cellular component (GO): cytosol; endocytic vesicle
Molecular function (GO): guanyl-nucleotide exchange factor activity; small GTPase binding
Source: RefSeq, a predicted model, not a curated record
CAGAAUUAAAAAUGCGCUCCUCCGCCUUGUCACCAGUGCUGUGCGCAUUUUCUUGACAAGCCCGCGUUCCCACGGCAUGGUGUUCGGAUUCAGAGGCUCAGCACUGCUUUCAUACAUAACCAUUAAAACUCUCGGACGCCUAAUUAGGCAGCAGAACACGCACAGCGCCGCGCAGCACCUGUUCCCACCUUCAUAGAGAAGAUGCAGGAGAUGGGCAGUACACAUCGAGGCUCUGAGAGGGUCUUCAGCGUCCUGGAUCGUCUGCUGCUCACACAUCCUGUGUGGCUGCAGCUGUCACUCAGCCAGGACUCCGCCCUCUAUAUCCUGCUCAGAGAGCCUGUUGGGACCUUUUUGGUGCGUAAAUGCAGCUCCAGCCAGAGGAAGGUGCUGUGUUUGAGAGUGACAGCCGAUAAAAGGGCCUCCUCUGUUAAGGAGUGCUUCAUCUGUGAGGAGGACUCCACAUUCGCCUUGGAGAGCUCAGCACUCACCUUCCCAGACCUGUGUCGACUGGUGGCCUUCUACUGUAUCAGCAGAGAUGUGUUGCCCUUCCCACUGGAGCUACCAGAGGCCAUUGCUAAAGCCACAACACACAGGCAGCUGGAGGCCAUCUCACACAUGGGCCAAGACUUCUGGAGCGCACCGACUGCUUCAGAUAUCCAAAACGGACCGGUGGACCCGGUUGCAUCAACCAGCGGCAACCAGAGUCAGAUGGCCCAGGAGCGAUGUACCCUGCUGACCCGGAGUAGACCAGGCAAACUCUGCUUUAUCAACCCGCUCUUCCUACAACUGGAGGUUAGCAAGCAGCCACAACUCACUAACCACAGUGCCUCCAAUAAACGGCACCGCUUCAAGCGCAGCAUGCGGCUCAGGCUCUCCGAGUCCUCAAUGAAUCUGUCCAUGGAAGGAGUCGGCUCCUUCUCCCCUCGCUCAUCAUUGGAGCUGCCCGGCGGGUCAGAGAGGCUGCAGAAGGCCAGCACUAACCCACAGAGAAGAAUUCACCCUGGGGCAGGGGUCCUGAGGAGAACCCCUGCUGUAUCACCGGGUUCUGCAGAGGAAGAGGACAUGAUGUCUGUCUACGUGCCACAAACAUCUGCAAAAGUUGAGCCUCCCCAGCCCCAACAGUCCGCCCAAGCAGUGGAGCAGGGCAUUGAGGUGGCAGUUCUGGCCCUGGAACGCCGCCCGGCUCCGUCCCUGGCCGAGCUCGACAGCAGCAGCUCCUUCAGCAGCAUGGAUGAGGACAAUGACUCUGAUCCAGAAAGCAUGACCCAAGCCCCAACUCACUUCUACCAGCGCCCACCACUUGUGCGCUCUCGAGGCCGUGGUGGGCUGCACCGCAUGAGCGAGGCAUUUGUGUGUUUCUUUGCUCCAGACAAGCGGCUGACGCGGCUGGUGGAGGAGCUGUCCAGAGACAGGCGCUCCAUCUUUGGGGGCAUGGUUCAGGACUUCCUCCUGGCACAGAGAGAAUUGCUCAAAUCCCUGGCUUCCUCUUCUCCAUCCUCAUCCUCUUCCACUUCAAAUGUGACCUCUGUGCAGCUCCUGCAGGGUCUGCGCCUCUUUCUGUCCCAGGCAAGAUGCUGCUUGCUGGACAGCGGAGAACUGGAGCCCCCCAUUGAAACCCUGGUGCCAGAGAACGAGAAAGACCUGGCCCUGGAGCGGGCCAUGUUCUCCUGUGUGCUCAGGCCUCUGAAGUCCCACCUUGAAAAAGCUCUAAUUGCGUUGCACAAUCAAGACGGCACCAGCCAGCGCCUCACCCAAAACAUGAUCCGUCUGAAGGGGGACGCUGCCAUGGAGCAGCUCGGCGUGCGGACGGGCGUCCCCGACAGCCGCGAGGUGGAAAGGGUUAAGCAGAAGCUGGUCCUAAUGCAGAGGACGCACUCGCCCAUCGACAAGGUGCUGCUGCUGCUGCAAGUGUGCAAGUGCGUCCACAAGGCCAUGGGGUCCUUACAUGCACAGGAAGUGAGCUGGGAAGACUUCCUGCCGUCACUGUCUUACGUGAUUGUGGAGUGCAACAAGCCUCACAUCCUGAUAGAGGUGGAGUACAUGAUGGAGCUGCUGGAGACCUCCUGGCUCGGAGGAGAGGGUGGGUACUACCUGACCAGUGUGUAUGCCAGUCUGUGUCUGAUCCAGAGCCUGGACAGGGAGCAGCCGUUCACCGGCUGCCUGACGCCAGAGGCCCAGGAGGCUCUGAAGGAGUGGAGCAGCAGACGGAGCCGUGAGGCCCAGAGACAAAAGGAGAACCAGCAGAGCCAGAGGUGCGUUCGGAUACUGUUCCAGGACGGGGAGCGGAGCGCCGUGCGGACGUUGCAGUGGAGAGCCGGGGAGACCAGCCAGGCCCUGGCGCAGCUGUGUGCCGCCACUUUCGAAGUGUCCGACCCGGAGCAAUACACCCUGUACUGGCGCAGUGGCGGCGAGAUGAGGGCCCUGCCGCCUCACGCCCAGCCUCAGGACCUGGCCAGCCACAGCGAGGGGGGCCCCUCGCUCUCCUACCUGAGGACCGACCACGACUUCAGCAAGAUGCGGCGGCUCACCAGGGGUGGCGCCGUGGACCUGAGCGAGUCGGUGUGUGAGGAGUGAGUGGGAGGAAUGGAGGAAGGAGGGAGGAGGAGAUGGAUGGUUGCUCUCUCUUUCUCUCUCGUUCUCUCUCUUGUUCUGUCUCUUACUCUCCGGCGGUGUGUUGUGUCUCGUCGUGGGUCAGGACUUGUGAAAAACUACAGCCCUUCUCCAGACUAGGAGCAGACCUUUAAUGGUAAACUCUUUCCUAAAUGGAUCAACAUGCAGAGCACAGCAGGACCAACAUAGGGACUGUUGCCAAAAGUUGUACUAUGUACCACUCAGAGUGGCUGCUGGUGUAAAGGAGUGUACUACUGUUUGUGACAUGGAAAAUGUGUAAUAAAUGGAUUUGGUUGUUAUUUGAAACAUGAACCCAGAGUUAUACCAUGAAGGGAUUACAUCAUUAAAACGUGAAGAGGCUCAAAUCCAAAGACAAAUUCUGUGAGACUACUGUUGCCUGGAAACAAAAUCACUUCCUGUAUGCACACUAGAAGGCAAAUUGUCCGCUGUGGUGAUGUAACCCUUUCACAGUAUAGUCCUAGGCAAAAUCUAAAAGAACACCUGGAUGUUUUAUAACUUUACUUUUAUUUGUAAAAGUCGGAUGGAACCACGUUGUUAAAGGGUUUGGGGAUACAAACCUUUCUUUGCUCCCUGGAAUACAGUUUGAAAAAAAUAGUCAACAAGACUUAACCUCAAUACCAAAGUGACAAAAAA